Molecule: messenger RNA, 1077 nt
Organism: Mycotypha africana
Lineage: Eukaryota; Fungi; Mucoromycota; Mucoromycetes; Mucorales; Mycotyphaceae
Exons: 2
Coding region: 1-1077 (358 amino acids)
Biological process (GO): mitochondrion organization
Cellular component (GO): SAM complex
Source: RefSeq, a predicted model, not a curated record
AUGUUUUUGUUUAUUUUAAUCAUACACGAUAUACACACAUGGUUAGGUGAGCUUCCCUUAUUAAAGGAUGGCUCCGUAUGGGUGGCAGGUGUAGACAGAAUCUUGAACCACUUUGAGAAAAAAGGAAAGGAUGGAAACGAAGCUUUAAGUGAAGAACAAAAGGCAGACUACUUAGCGUAUUCCACCUUAGUGCAGGAGAAUCUUUAUGAUUGCAUGCUCUACACUUGGUAUGCCGAUAAGACCAAUUUUAUCAAGCAUAUUCGGCCCACAUACGCCAAACUUUUAUCUUUUCCUUCGUGCUAUUAUAUUCCCAUUCAACUUAAAAAUAAUGCCAAAGCUCGGCUUGCUAAAUAUAAUGUAGAAAUCACAAAUGAUGAUACAGGUUUACCACAGAACGAAAAAGAAGAGAUGAAAGAAUUGCUUCAAUCUGGCUGGCAUUCCAUGUACCGUCGAGCACGAGAGACCUACAACACUUUGGCCACCUUGUUAGAUGGAAAGAAAUACAUGAUGUACGAUGAUAAAAUAACAACUCUCGAUUGUAUAAUAUUUGGAUAUCUCUCUCUACAUUUAUAUCCUAAUCUGCAACAUAAACGAUUGCAGCACAUUCUAACGCAUGAAUACCCAACUUUGGUGGAGUAUUGUAAUUGUAUCAAAAGAGAUUUAUUUGGAGAGGAAAUGACGGAAAAAGAGGCCCAAAACAAAACUUCUGCUAUGACCAGUGCAGAUGACGAAAUCGAGGAAAAUAUACCUUCUUUAUGGAGUACACUUAAAAAUAACCCCAGAGGGUUCUUCAGUCAAGUUAAAGAGGAUGUUGUCUCUUACAUGGGUACAGGAAAUACGGAUAAAAAACCGGAAAAGAGUAAAUCACAAAUUGAAUUCGAACGUAAACGUAUUUGGUCUAUUGCUGGUGGUAUAACAUUUUUCUUGGCAUAUGUGAUAUAUAACGGUAUUGUAAGUGUCGAAUAUAAUACCGGCGAAGAUGAUGGCGUUGAAGAUGACGAAUACUACUACGUAGAUGGAGAAAUGGAUGGAAAUGAUAUAAUUAUUGAUGAUGUGGAUGACGAUGACGAUGUAUAG